AGUUGGCCAACCCCAAGCUUCCCUCCCGCGGCUGCCUGCGCGCUCUGUUUUCGCUGGCCCAUCCUCCGUCCCUGAAAAGCUGCCCCAUCCCUUCCUCCUUAAGCGUUCGCGUGCUCAGUGCGGAUACAGCAGCGGGCUGCGCUAGGAGAGCGGAUUCUCCAGAGUUCCUGUUACUGAAACAAGCUCUCGCGGAGCUCCCGGUCGGUGGGUGAAUGAGGUUGAUGCUGUUCUGCUGCACGUGGAAGGACGAACGCAUGGGAGAGGAGGAAGCUGGUGGGAACUUGCCUGUGUGCUCAGGAUGCAGACUCAGGAUCUAUGAUGAUCAGUACCUGCAGGCGCUCAACGCGGACUGGCACGCCGUCUGCUUCCGGUGCUGUGAAUGUCGUGUCUCCCUGUCCCACUGGUACUAUGAGAAGGACGGCCAGCUCUUCUGCAAAAAGGACUACUGGGCCCGCUUUGGUGAACUGUGCCAUGGGUGCUCAGAGGCCAUCACUACUGGCCUCAUUAUGGUGGCUGGGGAUCAGAAGUAUCACCCGGAGUGCUUCUCUUGCCUCGGCUGUGGCUCCUUCAUCGGGGAUGGAGAUACAUACGCUCUGGUAGAGCGCUCCAAACUCUACUGUGGGCACUGUUACUACCAGAACAUCGUUACCCCAGUGACGCUUCCAGACUCUUCGUGCUCCAGGAUUCCACACACAGUGACGCUGGUGUCCAUCCCGGCCUCCACUGAUGGAAAGCGGGGCUUCUCUGUGUCCAUCGACAGGGGCUGCAGUCCCGGAGUCUGUGGGCCCGAGGCCAACCCCACCGUCAGGGUGUCAGAACUGGACUCGGACUGUAUCAGCCCAGACGUGAAGAGCUCAGUACACGUCGGGGACCGGAUCCUAGAAAUAAACGGCACCCCUAUCCGGAAUGUUCCGCUGGAUGAGAUUGACUUGCUGAUCCAGGAGACUGGCCGGCUCUUGCAGCUGACCAUAGAGCACGACCCCCAUGAUCGGGGGCGAACGGGGGAGCGGGUUGAAGGGGCAAGCCCACCAUCAGAAGAGUCCAGCCAGGUCAGGCCAGUCCCUACACCCCCAUCCAACCUGGACGUCACCAACCUGCGCUCCCGAGUCAUCACGCGUAGCUGCAGUAUAGAUAAGUCUCCAUGCUCCAGCAGUGCAGCCUCGCCUCUUUCUCAGAAGAAGGACAUCGGACGCUCCGAGUCACUGCGCGUCGUCUCCAACGAUAGGACACACCGCAUCUUCCGGCCCUCAGACCUCAUCCAUGGCGAGGUUCUGGGAAAGGGCUGUUUUGGACAGGCGAUAAAGGUGACGCACCGGGAGACGGGGGAGGUGAUGGUGAUGAAGGAGCUGCUUCGGUUCGAUGAGGAGACGCAGAGGACCUUCCUGAAGGAGGUGAAGGUGAUGCGAUGUCUGGACCAUCCCAAUGUCCUGAAAUUCAUUGGGGUCCUCUACAAGGACAAGAGGCUCAACUUCAUCUCAGAGUACAUCAAAGGAGGGACACUCAGAGAAAUCAUCAAGAAAAUGGACAGCAAAUAUCCGUGGAAACAGCGAGUGAGCUUCGCCAAGGACAUUGCUGCUGGGAUGACCUAUCUGCACUCCAUGAACAUCAUUCACAGGGACCUGAACUCUCAUAACUGCCUGGUCAGAGAGAAUAAGAGCGUGGUGGUGGCUGACUUCGGUCUGGCUCGGCUGAUGGUGGAGGACCGCGCCCAGGACGGGGUGUCCGCCGAGAAGCUGCCGGGCCUAAAGAAGCCAGAUCGCAGGAAGAGGUACACAGUGGUGGGGAACCCCUACUGGAUGGCCCCGGAGAUGAUCCACGGGAAGAGCUACGAUGAGAGAGUGGACAUCUUCUCCUUUGGCAUCAUGCUGUGUGAGAUUAUUGGCAGGGUGAACGCUGACCCAGACUACUUGCCUCGGACCAUGGAUUUCGGCCUGAAUGUGAAGGGGUUCUUGGACCGCUACUGUCCGCCAGACUGCCCGCCCUCUUUCUUCCCCAUCGCCGCCCGCUGCUGCGACCUGGAUGUGGACAAACGCCCCCCCUUUGCCCAGUUGGAGGAGUGGCUGGAGAACCUGAAGAUGCACCUGGAUAUCCGGUUACCCCUGACCUCCGAGCUGGACCAGAUACACCGGUCCUUCUGGCAGAACCAUGCCCGAUCGGAGAACGGGCUCCAUACCCACCUGGAGCAGCCUGAGUAGCCCAGAGAGGUUCCGGAACAGACCGGACCAGACCGGACCAGACCGGACCAAACUGGACCUCUGAUGACCCUGUGGACAGUGGGUGAGGGGCGUGGGUUAUUAUGGAGGCUCCACCCCCUUCCCCAGGCUGGUAGGCAGCUGUCACAGGGGCUGCUCACAGUGGCGGGAGGGCCUCAGGGGGUGGGGCUGUGGCGGCCGUGGCCGCAUGGACUUUGGGGGAGGACCCAGAAUGCAGAGGCAACCGUUCUGCCGACGUUCUGCUAAACCCACUCAAGACAAAAAAAGGCACUCUCCUUCUGCUGUUAGGGCUGGAAAGGUCAGCUCGUGGUCAGAGCAGCUUCAGCGUUUUGAAUGUCUGGUGUCUGUGUCGCUCGCAUGUCUUACCCCAGCCUGAGCUUAGCAAUCAGCCGAGUCUGGAACAAAGGGCCCGCUGCCUGCUCCUCUCAUUCAUAACUUAUUUAUCAGAGUGUAUGGCUGUGUAACACAGUCCUCAAAAGAUGCAAGUUUUUGAUGCAGUGAAACAAGGGAUUUUUUUUCUUCUUAAAUCUGUACAAGGGUCAACCUGCGAGCUAGUGCUGUACAGAUGUGUCCCACCGUCAUUUGAAUGCUGUUUAUUAUUUAGCUGAGUUUGAAGCAUCAGAGCUCCCAAAGACCCUUAUUUGUGUGUUACCCUCAGAUUGCAAAGAUGAGGUAUUUAUCAGGUUCAGCUACAGGUGGUCCCGAAUAUCAUUGGUGGGGGACACAAGCCAAUCACAAGCCCUUUAUUCCCUGAGGUCAGUAUGCAUGUGUUCCACCACAGAUACAGAACUACUAGAUUGGGCACAGCCAUAGAAAGCAAAGGCCAAGAGCAUGCAAACUCUGAGGCUAUUUCAGACUCCCUUAAACAUCUGGCAGAUUCUGGUUUGAUUUAAACUAACAUUCCGGAAUGUUUGGCUGCCUGUGUGUGCAUAUGCUUCAAGUGCCCAACUGGUACAGGAACUGGAAGUCCUGUGUAGAAACACUGGACCCACCUAGUAGUUCUGUGUCCGUGCUUUCAACUUGGUGUCCCUUGGGAAUUUCCCCCCAUACUUCCUUUUCUGCAUAGACUCUUACAGCUUACAGCCGAUUGAUCGUUUGGCAAUCCAAAUCAUUUCAGUUGUGAAGAGCCUUCCUUCUUCCCUGCUGAGCCAAGCCCAUACUGUAUAUAGCAAGUUAAGGCUUAUUAUGUACUGUAAAUGUUAAUGUUAAAUGUUAAUGUAACAUGUACAGAGUUAUUUUAUAUAAAUAUGCAAUAUUGUCAUGCUUUAUUAAGAAAUGAAUUGUCAAAUCUGGAUUUGAAAAAAUAAUGCACAGGAAUCAGUUAACUCUUCCUAGUGCUCCAAAGUUCUUGUGAAUGCAUGGCAACUAUGUGGCAGGGUCAGCGGUACCAUCCAAUUUGCUGUGUGUACAUUCUGCCAGUAGGGGACAGAGAAGGAAGCCCUUCCAACGUGUGUUCACACAACAAGCUGUUUUCUCUUUUUUAGAGUCUGUAAAGUGGUCCAGAACCUGUGAUGUUAAAAAUGUUGCUUUUUUGCUGUCUCAUGGAAUACAAUCAGAUCAAAGCAGGGCCAGAGUAAGGGGUGUGGCACUUUAGUAGUCAGCAUAUCAGGUGUGAGCAGUCUGAAAUAUUAAUUAAUAUCGUUUUUAUUUAUUUUGUUAACAAUUUGUCCCACUCAAAAUGAGUUCUUCUCAGUAUUAAUCACCUGUCAGUUGUUGCUGUCUUCACCUGAUUGAUAACAACAAAAUUGCAAAUCAUUUGAAUGGACAUGGCAAGGGGUUUAAGGUUCUGAGUUGGCAUUCUGUGCUCUGGUUAUCAGUCCUUACUUUGCCCAUCCGGGGUAAAAUGCAUCUGUAAAUGUCUGUGUACAUACUCAUCUCUCUCUCUCUCUCUUUUUCUCUCUCUCUCUCUCUCCCUCUCUCUCUCCCU
This is a messenger RNA of Megalops cyprinoides (Indo-Pacific tarpon), 4140 nucleotides long. RefSeq names its product LIM domain kinase 1-like. Gene Ontology annotation, cellular component: cytoplasm; nucleus; neuron projection. The transcript has 16 exons. Lineage: Eukaryota; Metazoa; Chordata; Actinopteri; Elopiformes; Megalopidae. Gene Ontology annotation, molecular function: protein binding; ATP binding; protein serine/threonine kinase activity. The record is from RefSeq and is a predicted model, not a curated record. Bases 213 to 2195 code for a protein of 660 amino acids. Gene Ontology annotation, biological process: actin cytoskeleton organization; protein phosphorylation; positive regulation of stress fiber assembly.